This is a messenger RNA of Pseudonaja textilis, 583 nucleotides long. Lineage: Eukaryota; Metazoa; Chordata; Lepidosauria; Squamata; Elapidae. The record is from RefSeq and is a predicted model, not a curated record.
GGGCAUGCUGCAAGCAUCAGGUCUGUGUGUGAUAGCAGACAAGCUGAACUUCUUCCGCUACCUCUCCCACUUCCGUUGCGUGCACAGAGGAGCUGCUUUUCUGAAGAUGAGAACCACAACAGUGCGCAAGCUGUUGCCAGAGUCCUGGGGCUUCCUCUGUCCUGUCCACACACCAGACGGCGAGCCUUGUGGCUUGAUGAACCAUAUGACGGCCGCCUGUGAAAUCGUAACCCAGACUUUCAACACUGUAUCUCUGCUACCGUUGCUUUGCUCUUUAGGUGUCACCCCAGUUGAUGGUGUACCAAGCCAACCUUAUGCUGAAUGUUAUCCAGUUACAUUAGAUGGAGCUCUGGUGGGCUGGAUAGAAAAGGAUCAGGCUCCUGAUCUUGUGGAGACUUUCAGGCGCUUCAAGGCAAUGCAAGAAAAGAAGAUUCCAGGUUGGACAGAAGUGGUGCUCAUUCCGAUGACAGGGAAACCCAGUCUCUACCCAGGACUUUUUAUUUUCACUACCCCUUGUAGGAUGAUGCGUCCUGUACAAAACUUGGCUUUGGGAAAAGAAGAAUGGAUUGGCACAAUGGAACAG